This is a messenger RNA of Striga asiatica, 1407 nucleotides long. The record is from the annotation of a GenBank genome assembly. Lineage: Eukaryota; Viridiplantae; Streptophyta; Magnoliopsida; Lamiales; Orobanchaceae.
AUGAGAAUCCUCUCAGCCACCGCCAAUCUACUCGCUAACGCCAAACCCCAAUUCAAAUUCCUCCCCGCAAAUCUCAGCUCCACUAUUUUCCAUCGUUUUACUAGCACUACAGCGGCGCCGGCGCUUUCCCCCAAUUUGAAACAGCAUGACAACACCAACAAAAAUCUCAUGCUUAUGGUGCCAUUACUCAACGUAACAACCUGCGACUACUGCGUAAUCUCAAUGGAAAACAACUCGGUCCGAGUGGUGCAAGAUAAUCUUCCCAACUUAUCGUUACUCAGAGCUGAAAAUUACUAUAAAGAAUAUAUGAACGCCGAUUAUAUCGUUCGAGCGUGUUCCAACUACAAAUGGAUGUUGUUGACAUGUCAAAAAGUGCCUGGACCUUCGUACGAGCUUCUGUGGGACCCGACGACUGACGAGACGAAACCCCUUCCUCUUUCUGCACUUAGGCCUCCCCUGCCUUUCCCAAUAUUCAGUUUCUGUUGGGGUGUUGGUGUGGGGUUUGAUCCUCAUCCAUCCGGGGAUUAUAAGGUGGUCAGAUCUCAAAUGUUCCUUUAUCAAGGAUCUGACAUUCGAAUCCGCUCUGAGGUGUUGUCCCUCCAAACGGGUCACUGGAAGGAGAUUCCGUAUCCUUAUGGUCUUGAGUUCAAACCCAUUGAAAACCGUGCUCUUCACAUAAAUGGCUUCUAUUACUGGCUAGCUUGUCAUCUUACCAAGAAAACGUACGCUAUUGUUCCGUUUGACUUUGCUAAUGAGAAGUUUCCACCUGCUCUCAUCCCUGUUCCCAAAAGCGAAAAGCUCGGGGACAAUGUGAGAGUUGUUCCUGCUGAGUUUCACGGUUCGCUUGCGGCUAUUGUUUACGAUUUUAAUAAGAAGAAGAAGAAGAAGAAGAAGAAGGCUUGUUUUGAGAUUUGGGUGUGGGGUAACGACGAUUGGUCUUGGGUGGAUGAGUUUGAGGUUCCUACUAACUGUGAUGCUCUACAUGCGAUAAUCGGUCUCUACAAGAAUGAUAAAGUGCUCAUUCAGGACUCCAAUGGUGAACUAUUGCUUUACGAUUGUGAGACCCGCAGCUUGAAAUAUCUCGGAAUCCAUGAUGACUCGUUCAACUUGCGGUUUUACCCCUAUGGAAAAAGUACGGUGAACAAAGGGGAUAAAUUAGUAAGCCUGCAGAAGGAUUCUCCACACAAAGAGAAGGAAACUACUGAAAUUAAAUCGAUAAGGCCGCCUUCACAAUUCACUCAAAGGUCUCCAACAACAGACAAUUCAGAAGAUAGCAACGAAUUAGAGAAAUUUAAAAAAAUGAAACUCGCUGAAUUGAAAGAAGUUGCAAAGUCUAAUGGAAUCAAGGGUUACUCAAAACUGAAAAAGAUUGAGCUUGUGGAGCUCCUUACUAGCAAUGGUGUUUGA